CAAUAACAACAAUGCUCCCAGCCAUCGCAAAAGGAUCCACGAUCCUCGUGACAGGGUGCAACGGCUUCAUAGGCUCCCACAUCGUAGAUCAACUCCUAAUCCUCGGCUACCAAGUCCGAGGAAGGACUCGAGACCUCCCCAAUAUCAAGCUCCUAAGCGAGCAAUGGGAGAAAAUGCAUGGACGGGGACGAUUCAAAGCAAUUCGCAUCUCUAACAUAGCUGAGGAUGGUGUAUUCGAUGGCCAUCUGGAUGGUAAGUACAAUUCACCCCACUCCCUUGAAAAUCACGAUGCGUUCCCAUCUCCCACAUCCCUCAGGUCUGAGCUGACCUGCACCCAUGGUAGGAAUAUCAGGAAUCAUCCACGUAGCAUCAAACGUAUCAAUGUCCUCAUCUCCCUCUAUCGUAAUCCCAAAAACCAUCGCUGGAUGUCUCAACCUCCUCCGAGCAGCACAGAAAUACCCAGAAAUAAAGUCUUUUGUAUACAAAUCCUCUUCAUUAGCUGCAUCGCCCGUAUAUCCCGAUAUAAAACUCCCCGUCGAUUUCACGAGUUGGAACGAGAUAGCUAUUCGUGAAGCGGAAGAGGAGAACCCGAAGGGUUCGCAUGUGUAUGCGGCGAGUAAAGCUUUGAGUGAACAAACGUUAUGGAAGUUUGUUGAUGAGGAGAAGCCUGGGUUUAGGUUGGUGUUUCUUGAUCGCUUAGAAUCUCUUUACUAAAAUAGUCCUUGGGGCAAGUCAGCUGACCUCGUCGUUUCUAUUUGGAUGAAGAGUAAAUACCAUCCUACCUGACAUGGUGACAGGUCAGAUUCUGGAUAAAUCAAAGGAACCAGCCCACUCAGGGAAUUUCGCUCUAAGAUUAAUGAAAGGGGAGAGAUUAGAUAUUCCUCUAUCUCUAUGUACGUUCCCUUUACACAUGAUUCCCUCACCACACACAUACCAUACUCACAACUCCAUAGACUGGUUCAUAGACGUACAAGAUACUGCACUCCUUCAUAUUGCCGCCCUGCUCAGCCCUAAAAUCGACCAUGAACGUAUUCUGGCUUUUGGCGGCGCUUUUAAUUGGAAGUAAGUCCACACCAGCAUACACAUUUUCAGCCACUAUUUACUAAAGAUUUCAUAGUGAUAUAUUAGAAAUUAUCCGCAAACUACGUCCCUCCCAGCAGGUAGUAGAGAACUAUAUGCCACAACUGCCGCCUGUCUCUACUUCUGCGAGUGAGAGGGGAUUGGAGCUCUUGAGAAGUAUGGGGAAGGAGAGAUGGACAUCUUUAGAGGAGUCUGUGCGGAACAAUCUUGAGGGUUGGUGAUUGGAGUUAUAUCUUGGUCAUGGUUUUUGCUCCGGCCGUCAAGUGUUUUGCGUUGAUGGACAAUAAAGCGAGG
Messenger RNA from Hymenoscyphus albidus, 1374 nucleotides. The record is from the annotation of a GenBank genome assembly. NCBI's taxonomy places the organism in Eukaryota, Fungi, Ascomycota, Leotiomycetes, Helotiales, Helotiaceae.